AUGGAAUCAAUUAAACACGAUUCUCAAGAACAAACAAUCCAAUUACUACAGCUUCAAACUACGACAUCUCCACUCGAGUUAAUUGCAAAUUGGGAACAAAUUCGAAUUCUCAACAUCGCACCUUCAAAUACCACGACUAAUAACCCUAUUCCAGUCAAUAAAUCGUCAAAAAUUUAUAAUAACUGUAGUCUCAUAACAUGUUCUCAAAGAGAUUCCUUAUGUUUUACUAAAUUCUUUGAAGAACUUCGAGAAAAAGAGAAACAUAUUAUUAAAAACACAAGUAAUUCUUCAACUAAACGGCAUGCUACAUUAUUUUCAUCGCCGCAAUUUAUUCUGAGUAUUUUUGAGAAUGAAGAAUAUAAAUUUCCAUUAAAUUAUACAAAUAUUUAG
Messenger RNA from Ambispora gerdemannii, 390 nucleotides. Lineage: Eukaryota; Fungi; Glomeromycota; Glomeromycetes; Archaeosporales; Ambisporaceae. The record is from the annotation of a GenBank genome assembly.